Nerophis lumbriciformis (worm pipefish) is the source of this 1629-nucleotide messenger RNA. Lineage: Eukaryota; Metazoa; Chordata; Actinopteri; Syngnathiformes; Syngnathidae. The record is from RefSeq and is a predicted model, not a curated record.
AUGGCCGUAUACGUUGAGUUGGAGAUUUACGGUCAAUCUGCUCUAAAUGUCCCGCUCAAGGCCAUGAUGGCACCACACGGGACUUGGACUUGCAGUUUUAUAUCCACUGUCAAACUGAUGUAUGGCCACUGUGCUGAUGUGUUGAAGGAAUUUCCUUUUGUUGUCCUCGCUAUUUUCGUAUCGGCCAUCGGUGGGACAUUUCAGUAUGGACUUGGAAUAUCCGGGGUGACGCCCCCUUCUGUUUACAUCAAAGAUCUGGUGAACCAAACAUGCAUACAGAGAUACGAUGUCUACCUUCAGCAGUGGCAACUCUCGCUCAUCUGGUCCUUCAUUGUGUCUAUUUAUGCCAUCGGCGGUUUGCUGGGCUCAAUCCUGGCGGUUCCAUGCGUCUCGAAAGUUGGCAGGAGAAACUGUCUUAUUCUUAACAAUUUUGUGGCUAUAGCGGGAGCUGUGCUGCUAAUCUCGAGCCGAACAGCCUCAUCCUUCGAGAUGCUCUUCGUGGGGCGAUUUCUGUACGGCGUUAACGCGGGAAUCGGCCUCUCCGCUCACUUGUUGUACAUUACUGAAUGCGCCCCAAAAAUGCUGAAAGGGAUGGUGGGCGUGACAAUUGCCACUGCAGUCACUGUUGGGAGGUUUACCGGUCAGCUUUUGGGGCUCAGAGAGUUACUUGGCACAGAGGAUAGAUGGCCCUGGUUGCUCGGCUUCAAUGCUUUUUUCGCACUGUUACAGCUCAUAACUCUCCCCUUUCUACCGGAAUCUCCAAAAUUCUUGCUGCUGAACCGAGGAGACCGACAGGCCUGCGAGAAAGCUUUGUUGAGGCUUUGGGGUAACAAGGACCACAGCACGGAAGUGGAAGAGAUAUUGAAGGAGAAAAUGGCCCUCCAGAACGUCAGAAGUCGCUCUGUGAUGGAGCUAUUUCGGGAAAAAAGCGUUCGCUGGCAGCUGGCGACAGCCAGCAUCACCUACUUCUCGUUACAACUUUCUGGCAUGAACGCAGUGUACUUCUAUUCUUAUGACGUAUUUCGUGCAGCAGGCAUUCCUGAAAACCAGAUACCUUAUGCCUCUUUGGGAAUGGGGACGUGUGAAAUGUUAUCUUCUGUACUGUGUUUCUUGAUCAUUCAGAAGAUGGGAAAGAAAGUCCUGCUGCUCGCAGGAUACGCGACUACGUCUGUUAUAUUCAUCAUCCUCACCAUCACUCUCUAUUUUCAGCAUUACGCCAUCUGGUUGUCGUACUGCAGCAUGGUGCUCAUUUUCGCCUUUCUCUUCACUUACUCUGCAGGGCCAACUGGAGUAAUAGCUCCUCUCCCGAGUCUAAUUUUCACUCAGGCGUUCAAAGCGAGUGCAACUGCCGUUUGCGCCGCCAUCAACUGGCUUGGGUUGUUUAUAGUGGGGAUGCUCUUCCCCGUCCUAGUGGAGAAUCUUCAAUCCUUUUGCUUCCUCAUAUUCUUAUCGGUUUGCGUUGGUUCUGGGCUGUUUGUAUACUUCAGCGUGCCCGAGAUGAGGAAUAAAACAGCUCUGGAGAUUGCUGCUGACUUUGACUUGAUGCACAACAAAUCCAGAAGGUCAAAUGUGGAAAAUAGAGAAGAGCAGCCAUCAAAUGUCUCGAGUAUAUACUCGACCAAAUUUUAG